AUGCGGCGUUUUCUGGCGCGCAAGUCACACAAACCGCAGGAUGAGGAGCGCUAUGAUAACGCAAAUGCACCGAUGGUGCCUCCAGAAGAGGACGCACUAACAUACCCAACGUACGGUGAGACGCGCGCAGUUGAUGUAGGCCGCGGCAAGCCGAAGCGAAGCUUUACGCCGCUCCGCCCGAAAAGCGGCGCACAAGACAAGAGCAUAUCGAGCCGCAAUUCUUCGAUCAUAGCGCAGGCGGAAAACUGGGCACCGUGGCAGGACUAUGGCGCUCCGGCUAGCGUGGCGAGCACAAGGCGGCGUGUACAUAGUCUCACGUUACAAGGACCCAACGAAGUGGACGAUGCGUCCUAUGCAACGCAGUGCAAUGCGCAAGAAAAACGAGUGCGCGAAAAGCCACCCCUAUUUAAUUGGAAAAAAACGAUGGGCGAGCACCACAAGCAUGUCCGGCGCGCGCCCCGGUCCGACGCUCUGCGCGUGUUCGCGCCGAUGCACGCCGAAAUAGCCAAACAGAGCGCAAAACAGGAUCCGUCCGAGGUCGCGACGCGUAUUGCCGCUUUUUGCAAUGCAGCACCGAGUGGCUGCGACUGGCAAGAAGCUCACGCGCUCGGCGACUACCUCAACCAUUCCGACGCGCACAGCAAGGAGGCUGUCCGCGUCCUCCGCGCAGCGAUGCGGAGCAAUAAUUUGGAGGUACAGCGCCGUGCGGUGCAUGCGUGGGGCAUUUGGUCCUUAUUUGCAGGCGGCACAUUUGGCGCGUACGCUGCGAAUGCACAGCUGCUUGGGACGCUCGAGGAGCUCUUGGACAACUCGCUCACCUUUCCCGCACUCCGCGAAGACAUUCUCGACGUCUUGUCUGCACUUACAUACCGCGCCAAAAGCACACAGCGACUCCGGCCGGUCGCGCGGCUUUGGUCGCGCGUACGCCCGGCGUCGUGCCCUGAGCACGGCGAGCCGAUGCGCCGCGCCUUAUUUAGCGAUCGGGAGGAUGCGCAGUCGGAAGGGGAGGACGUGUCCGACGAUUCGCAUGAAAAGGUGCCGGCAGCCGCUGUGCACCCGGAGCGCACGCUGCUUACAAUUCCUACCGAGCGUACGCCACAAGGAGCGCGGCCGCCGCCCAAGCCGUUGCGCCUCGAUGCAGAUGCGCGUACGCCCACCAAAACAGCGCUUCCGGCCAUGCCCGGCCCUGGCCCCGAGUAUACUGAACUUGCACCGUACAUACCUUCCCCCCUUCGGGCAGGUUCAGACGGCAGCGAAUCGCCCAUGAAUGAUGAUGUGCAACGCGAAUGCCAAGUCGCACACGCCAAUGCAUCCGUGCUUCUCGACGCACUUGCUUUCCAAGGCGUGUCCAACCCCCUUGUUCCUGAAUUUUCCCACAAUGCGCAGCUUUCCCGGGACUGGCUUGAGGCGCAAUGCACGCGGAUAUCCGACGAGGCACAGAAUGCGGCGCUCGGCAAUGCCGACCCCGACGCGGAUGCGUUGUUCGCAAACAUCCUCGACGCGCUUAGCCACGUCGACGAGGCUUUGGCCGAGUGCGACCGGCUAUAUGAGCUUGACGCAAACGACGCGAACGGACACGAAAGCGAGCAGUCGAGCACAGAAGGCGACGAGCCUGCAUUGCCACCGGAACCUGUGCAGCCAAGCGCCAAGGCGCUUGGCAAGCGCCGCGAAGUCGACCCUAGAAUGUCGUCAAAGCCACCACUUCCUGCGCCGCCCGCGGCACUACGCGAAAAUACCUAA
Molecule: messenger RNA, 1740 nt
Organism: Malassezia vespertilionis
Lineage: Eukaryota; Fungi; Basidiomycota; Malasseziomycetes; Malasseziales; Malasseziaceae
Exons: 1
Coding region: 1-1740 (579 amino acids)
Biological process (GO): actin cortical patch localization; actin filament organization; endocytosis
Cellular component (GO): actin cortical patch
Molecular function (GO): ubiquitin binding; phosphatidylinositol binding
Source: RefSeq, a predicted model, not a curated record